AAGAAGAGCAGGGGGCAGUAACAGCGGAGAAGGGGUUGUUAGGGUUGUGAGGGCAGAGGAGUGGAGCUGCGUGCGGAGCUGAAGGGGCGUCAGUUGAUGUUGCUGUUUCUGGGCCGCGCGGUCUCGCUGUCGUUUGCGCACAGACUCCAUAGCUGCCGAUCUCCGUCACCGGCGAGGCCCGUUCUGCUCGGCUCCGUUCUCAUUCAACUCGGAAGGAUCACCGGAGUCACACACGGCGCCGUCUUUGGUACAGCAACCAGCCAACACACAGGAACCAUGCCCGAACGGAGGCCCUUCGUGCGGCUACCGACUGACGUCUACCCCGUCAACUACGGGCUCUCCCUGAAGCCGGACCUGAUCGACUUCACGUUCGAGGGCAAGCUGGAGGCAUCGGUGGAGGUUACGCAAGCUACCAACCAGAUUGUGAUGAACUGCGCCGACAUCGACAUCAUCACAGCGUCUUUUGCAGCACAUGGAGGAGAUGAAUUAAAUGCUACAGGCUUCAACUAUCAGAACGAGGAUGAGAAGGUCACGCUGUCCUUUCCUAGUGCCCUUCAGAAAGGCUCGGGGACUCUGAAGAUCGACUUUGUCGGGGAGCUGAACGACAAAAUGAAAGGAUUCUACAGGAGUAAAUACACGACUCCUGCUGGAGAGGUGCGGUACGCCGCCGUCACACAGUUUGAGGCCACAGACGCUCGCAGAGCUUUUCCCUGUUGGGACGAGCCCGCCAUCAAAGCCACCUUUGACAUCUCUCUGAUCGUCCCCAAGGACCGGGUAGCCUUGUCAAACAUGAAUGUCAUCGAGCGAAAGCCAUACCCCGAUGACGAGAACCUGGUGGAGGUGAAGUUUGCCACCACGCCCAUCAUGUCCACCUACCUUGUAGCGUUUGUCAUCGGUGAAUACGACCACGUGGAGAGCCAGUCCUCGGACGGCGUGACGGUGCGCGUCUACACUCCGGUCGGGAAGGCAGAACAGGGAAAGUUUGCUUUGGAGGUGGCCACUAAGACUUUACCUUUCUACAAAGACUACUUCAACGUUCCCUAUCCACUGCCUAAAAUUGACCUCAUAGCUAUUGCUGAUUUUGCUGCUGGUGCCAUGGAAAACUGGGGCCUUGUUACCUACAGAGAGACGGCGCUGCUCAUCGACCCGAAGAACUCCUGCUCCUCGUCCAGGCAGUGGGUGGCUUUGGUGGUCGGACACGAGCUCGCCCAUCAGUGGUUCGGAAACUUGGUCACCAUGGAGUGGUGGACUCACCUGUGGCUGAAUGAGGGCUUUGCGUCUUGGAUCGAGUAUCUGUGCGUGGACCACUGCUUCCCGGAGUACGACAUCUGGACCCAGUUCGUGUCUGCAGAUUACACCCGUGCGCUGGACCUGGACGCUCUGGACAGCAGCCAUCCCAUCGAGGUAAAUGUGGGCCAUCCGUCAGAGGUAGACGAAAUAUUUGACGCCAUCUCCUACAGCAAAGGGGCGUCUGUGAUCCGGAUGCUGCACAAUUACAUAGGAGACGAGGACUUUAGGAAAGGAAUGAACGCGUAUCUUCUGAAGUUCCAACAUAAAAACGCAUCGACAGAGGACCUGUGGGAGUGUCUGGAGCAGGCGAGCGGGAAACCCAUCGCUGCCGUCAUGAGCUCCUGGACCAAGCAGAUGGGCUUUCCCAUCAUAGCGGUUGACCAGGAACAGCAAGGUGAGGAGCGCAUCCUGAAGAUCUCUCAGAAGAAGUUCUGCGCCAGUGGACCACACAACAGUGAGGAAUGUCCAAACUGGAUGGUCCCCAUCAGCAUCUGUACGAGUGAAGACCCCAAAUGCUCCAAGCUCAAGGUUCUGCUGGACUGUCCGGAGACCACCGUGUCCCUGAGCGGCGUCGGCGCAGACCAGUGGGUCAAGAUCAACCCCGGCACGGUGGGCUUCUACCGCAUCCAGUACAGCUCGUCCAUGCUGGAGAGUCUGCUGCCGGGCGUCCGAGACCUCAGCCUGCAGCCCGUGGACCGGCUGGGCCUGCAGAAUGACCUCUUCUCCCUCUCUCGUGCAGGGAUGAUCAGCACGGUGGAGGUGCUGAAGCUGAUGGAGGCCUUCAUCAACGAGCCCAACUACACGGUGUGGAGCGACCUCAGCUGCAACCUGGGAGUGCUGUCCUCGCUGCUGUCCCACACAGACUUCCACGAGGAGAUCCAGGAGUUCAUCCGGGACCUCUUCACCCCCAUCGGCCUCAAGCUAGGCUGGGACAGCAAGGCGGGGGAAGGUCACCUGGACGCUUUGCUGAGAGGCCUGGUUCUGGGGAAGCUGGGGAAGGCGGGACACAAACCCACCCUGGAGGAGGCCAGACGGAGAUUCAAGGACCACGUGGAGGGGAAACAAGUUCUGCCCGCAGACCUGAGGAGCCCGGUGUAUCUGACGGUGCUGAAACACGGAGACGGCGCCACGCUGGACACGAUGCUGAAGCUCCACAAACAAGCGGACAUGCAGGAGGAGAGGAACCGCAUUGAACGAGUUCUCGGCGCCAUUUCUGCUCCUGAUCUCAUCCAGAAGGUCCUCAGCUUUGCUCUGUCGGAAGAGGUCCGUCCUCAGGACACGGUGUCGGUAAUCGGCGGCGUGGCGGGAAGCAGCAAACAAGGCCGAAAAGCUGCGUGGAAGUUUGUCAGAGACAACUGGGAGGAGCUUUACAACCGCUACCAGGGAGGCUUCCUCAUAUCCCGGCUCAUCAAGCUCACCGUGGAUGGGUUCGCUAUCGAUAAAAUGGCUGCUGAAGUCAAGACUUUCUUUGAGAGUCACCCGGCGCCGGCGGCGGAGCGCACGGUGCAGCAGUGCUGCGAGAACAUCCUGCUGAACGCCGCCUGGCUGAAGCGCGACGCCGACGACAUCCACCAGUAUCUACUGCGGCGCAAAGCCCCCCCCGUCUGAGCCGCGCCGCCUCCUGCAGCCCCCCCAGACCCGCGGACCUCCCAGCAUCAUAGCUGCCUCGACCCCAGCCACCCACCCUCCUUCCCUCCCCCACCACGGAUGAGAGCAGCGCGCUCGCUGCGGGCGCCAUUUUCUGAAUUUUAAUCAACCAGGAGGGGGCGGAGUCUGAAACGAGGAGGUUCGUGUUAGUCCAAGCAAGAAUGUAGUUUCCAUUCUGCCCCCCUCCCCCCCGCAGGCACAGCACUUCCAUAUGACCCCCCCCCCCCCCCCCUCCUCUGCCUUGUAGUUGAAAAAACUAUGCCCCCCCACUCCUGUGUGAAGGGAGGCUGAAGCCUAGAGUCCACCCCCCCUUCCCAUUAGGGGCAUUGCAAAGGAGCUGGGUUAAUAACAGCAGGGUGUGGUGCCCCCCCCCUGCGCAAUGGCUGAAAAACGGUUAAGUGGCGGCGAGCUGCUCCGGCAUGGUACUACGGUUAGAUUUUUUAAUGCAAACAUCUUCAUGAUUUUCUUUAAAGUAAAAGAGAAACAACCCCCCCCCCCCCCCCCCCACAACUCCCCGCUGUGCCCCCCCCCCCUUCCCCUCACUGAUGACCUCUGGAGUUCUGAUCCAUAAAAACUGGGACCCCGGUUGGUUCUGACAUCAGAUGAAGUCUCUGGAGUUCUCUCAGACCUGGGGGGCAGUGAGGAGGUUUGGGCCUGUUCACUCCAAACGCCUCGGCCCGGUCUGGUCCGGCCCGGUCCGGACUCCGACCCCACCGUCGAGUCGGAAGCCUUAAAGCGGUCUGCAGGAGACGCGGCGGCGAGAAGACGACUGAGAGCUUCUGCUCACCUGGAGAACGAGGCGAAAACGUCAGAAUCGUGGUGGAUUUUAGACCCCCCCCCCCCCCCCAACAUUGCUGUUGUUUUUCUUUUUUCUUCUUUUCGUUUCGGUUUCAAACUGAAGUUGGUGUUCAUUAAAGGUAAACUAAUUCUAAAGAUGUUGAUGUGAAAUCAGUGGAUCUGGAGUGAGAUGUGAAGAUGAUUCUGGCAGCAGAGCAGGAAACGAGCUUCAGACAGACCCCCCACCCCCACCCACCCCCCGUGUCGGCUCAGCUGUGCAGACCGCCGUGUGGCGGCGCUUUCAGAUGUUUCAUCUCUCAGAAGAGUCCGGUUUGCGUUGACGUCCGUGAGGAGAAGCUUUCUGUGGCCAAGGCAAAUGUAAAUAUGCAGUCUAAUAAAGUUCAACCUGAUUUUACGGCGUUUGUCCUGACGGGACGUUUCUCAGGUCUUCCAGGGUUUUCUGGUGUGCAGCUCGGUGGUCGGACCUGUAAACUGUGAACAAACGCUGAACCACAGCUCCGUGUGAUGCAAUGAAAUGUCUGUCAUCCAAGUAAAAUGUGAUGUUUGGAAAAUGGAAGCAGAGCUUUAGUAACGGAUGUUUUCGUUUGAUCAGAGGAGAUGAUUGGCUUCAGCCUCCGCGCUCAACGACACGCUGAAGCUGGAGCUUCACUUAGGUUUUAUGCUACCAAAGAAAAUGGAGUUUUAUUUAUUUUAAACAUACACACAAAAAUCUGAAACUUAUGUGCGUUUUUUCUGUAUUUUAUUUCUGUAAAUUAUUCCGGUCAAAAAGAUUCAGUGUUUUGUUCAUAACACCAAAAGAAAAAGAAAUCCAGAUUUCAAUUAAAUCAAUUAGAUUUUAAAUCAAUUAGAUUGUGUUUCCAUAAAGUUUUUUUUUUCUUUUGUGUAUUUAUAACACACAAAAAAGGAAAAAUCACUCCGAACACAGACCAAGUAUGAUUUUUAAAAGAAGCUUGACUCUUUUUCUUGUUAAUGAUUUCAAAUUUUAGCAAAUAGUUUGUUAAUCAACAGCUGAAAAUGGGGGGAAAAAAAUAAGAUGUGGAAUUUGCAGCAGAUUUUUUCUCUUUGGUUCAUAUCCAAUAAUUCCAUAUCAGCUCUUAAACAUGAAUGCAUCUUUUUACAGUCUGGAUUCUUCACAUUUGGUCGUCUAAACCGUUUCAUUUCUUUAAGUCCUGAGCUUUUUGUCUUUAUGACAUCCUCUGUAUUCUGCUGUAUGUGUGUGUUUUAAAAUAAAUGAUUAAAAAAUC
This is a messenger RNA of Oryzias latipes (Japanese medaka), 4979 nucleotides long. It is a transcript of the gene npepps, whose product is annotated as aminopeptidase puromycin sensitive. Lineage: Eukaryota; Metazoa; Chordata; Actinopteri; Beloniformes; Adrianichthyidae. Gene Ontology annotation, molecular function: peptide binding; zinc ion binding; metalloaminopeptidase activity. The record is from RefSeq and is a predicted model, not a curated record. Gene Ontology annotation, cellular component: cytoplasm; membrane. Gene Ontology annotation, biological process: proteolysis; peptide catabolic process.